UAGUGAAUGCAGGGUCCGGGGAGACAGAUAUAGUUGAAUGCAGGGUCCAGGAGACCAGAUAUAGUUUGAAAUGCUGAGUCCAGGGAGACCAGAUAUAGAUGAAUGCAGGGUCCUGGGAGACCAGAUAUAGUGGAAGCAUGGUCCCUGGGAGAGCCAAUAUAGUGAAUUCAGGGUCCGGGGAGAGCGGAUAUAGUGGAUGCAGGUCCUGGGAGAGCGGAUAUUGUGAAUACAGGGUUUGGGGAGACCGGAUACAGUGAAUUCAGGGCCCGGGGAGACCUGAUAUAAUGAAUGCAGGGUCCGGGGAGACCGGAUAUAGUGAAUGCAGGGUCCGGGGAGACCAGAUAUAGUGAAUGCAGGGUCCGGGGAGAGCAGAUAUAGUGAAUGCAAGGGUCCGG
This is a messenger RNA of Staurois parvus, 395 nucleotides long. NCBI's taxonomy places the organism in Eukaryota, Metazoa, Chordata, Amphibia, Anura, Ranidae. The record is from the annotation of a GenBank genome assembly.